AUGAGCAAGAAAUUCAAGUCACAGGCUUCAAGCGCCCGUGCUGCCUCUGCUGUCUUCGGGUCGUCCUCCUUCGGUUUCGGUGCGCCAACGAGCGGCGCCUUCAGGUCUGCUUCAUCCUCUCUGUCCUACAUCACCGAGCAGCCCGACCUCAGCAGCGUUUCAAAUCCUAAUGUUGUCGUUGCGCUGCGUAAUCUUGGAAAGAAGGACAGCACCACCAAGGCCAAAGCGUUGGAGGAACUGCAAGAACACAUUGGUACCUCCAAGUCCGCUGAUGGUGCCGAUCCUGGCCUGCUUGAAGCCUGGGUUAAUCUAUAUCCUCGAACCUCUAUUGACAACUCUCGACGGGUGCGGCAAUUGGCACAUACACUCCAGGGAUCUCUCACUGCAAUAUCGGGGAAGCGCAUUGCGCCACACCUGCCCAAGGUCAUCGGAGCCUGGUUAUCGGGUGUGUAUGACAGCGACAAGCUGGUAGCACGGGCGGCGCAGGAAUCAAUCACAGCAGCAUUCACAACCGAAGACAAGAGGAGGGCGUUGUGGAAAAUCUACAGAGACGCGCUCAUCGACUAUGCUGAGGACGCCAUAUUGGUGCAGACAACUAAUUCUUUAAGUGACGAACGCUCGACUAGCCCCGACGAUGCCGAAGCGAAGUUCAUUCGCGUGGUCGGAAAUGCCAUCUAUCUGCUCUGCCAAGUCCUCAGGACCAACUUCUCGGUGGCCACAGAUGGGGAUGCUGCUGGGGUUCCCGAAGGGCUGAAAAGAAUUUUGACGGACAAAAAACUCUGGGGGUACUCUUACUCCCAGGAUCCCAAUCUGCGCAGAGCCGUGUGCACCUUGGUGGUUGUCUGCACCGAAACAGUCAGCACACACCUCGACUGGUCUGCUAUAAGUGCCUGCUUCGUUGGCAAGGCCCUCGCCAGCAGCCAGAUUGGAUCGGCCCGGCAGCUAUCAGAGGCGCUUCUCGCCUUGACUUUGCACCGGCCUGAAAUUUGGACAUCAGAUUAUUCCUCAAAAUCUCCGGCAUCCAAGAAGUUGCACCAGUUUCUCAAGAAUGGCUCACAAAGAGGUCCGGCAGAUUUCUGGAACACUAUUGCGGCGCUUCUCAGACGGAUCCCUCUCGAAGUCUGGGCUCCAGACUACUCGGACGGCCAUAUCCAGCUGUCGUCUGCAACCUCCUUGGUCACAUCUCUGCGUGCGGGAGUUAUCAACAGUGACGAGCCGCGCCAAAACCUCCCAGCUGCGUGGUCCGCUUAUGUUGGCACAUCCUUCUGGAUUUUGAGCAUGCUUCCCGACGAAGAUUCAAAAUCAACCUUGGCCAACGAGGAGCUACUACCUCUGGUAUCUCACUACAUAACUCAGAGCACGCAGCAGGUUUCCUGGAAGCUCCCUGUCUCUUGCGACCAGCGUAUUUCUUCGGAAAUACUUGUUAAUGUCCUGCACCAGGGCCUGAACCGUGUCUUCGAAACCACCUGGUCAAGAUUGUGUCAGGAAUUAGCCGACAGUAUAAAGUUGUCCCUUCCAGAGAGUUCGAAGGAUUUUGCAAAGUCUCAAGAUGCUGUCAUUGCUCAAGCGCAACGUCUCUUCCAGCUCAGAACUUCUGUGUCGCGGUCUGAGGUCCUCAGCCAGGCCGAGAGAUCAUAUGCGGGACAGGUCUUCCAGCAGAGUGAUGAGGAGCUCGUCAAUGUUGCAACUGAACUUUUAGGUGCUCGCAAUGGCAAGCCGUAUUCAGCGGCUUUUGUGCUCGAGCGCAUCUCAACCCAACCUGAAUUGCCGCAGCCCAAGGGACUCCAUUCCUUCUUGCAAUCCGGUGUCUUACCGCUUCUCAACAGCCCUUCCGCCGAGUAUAUGAUUUCUAUCGUUCUCACAAAUGGUCAGAAUGUUCAAGAAACUAUCUCGACAUUGCUUCAUUCCGAUCCAAGUGACUACUGCACAGCUGCUCUUAGGAGACUUCUAGCUCAAAUCUCGGUGGAGGACCUCACCAAGAACUCGGAGCUUGAAUCCUUCAUUCUGCAUAAGGUUUCCACGGCCCUCCAGGAACAGCCUGUCCAGCAGAUGAUGCAGGCAGUCCUCAGAAAUCCGAAUCUGCGCUCAUCAAUACUGCAAAACAAGUGCAUCCAAAGUGUGAUUGAACACUUGUCAACCGACACCGAUGCAGCUCUCCAACGAAGUGCCCUGAAUCUUCUUCUUUCUCUUCUCACAGAAGCGAAUACCGCUAAUUUACUGUUUGCCGAUCGGGGGAGUGAUUUCCUGUCCCGGCUUCUCUUACUUUCGGAUUCCCAGGAUGCUGAGGUUGCGGAGCUGGCAAACCUGUUGAUAGCUAAAAUCAGAACGCUAUCUCCGGGCGAAACCUCAGCAGCUACUUCAUCCACCAAGGUUGUGCAGGAUCAGCUAUCCGGCACUGGGUUUCCACUGUCUAUCUUUACAUUGAUCAACCUGGCCAAAGAUACCUUGAAAAGCGCACCGCGCGAUCAAAGUGGGACGAUAGGGAUGCUCUUCCCCUCCGCACAACAGUGGGCAGACGCUCUCAGAAGUCAUCUUGCUGGUAGACGGCCACGAUCCCUGGUUGUCACCAAUGCUCUACACGGAAUCAUAUUCAUGAUUGAGCAGGGUGCACCUCAACCGACUCCACAUCUUCGAGAUGCAGAUGAAUUUUCUCUUCUUUUCCGACUCGUCUUCUACGUCACCCGAAUGGCGUCUGACACGGAUAUACUCACUUUGCUGUCCUCGGCUCAACUUGAAGCCCUUUAUUCACAUUACCCUCUGGCUCUGCAGCUUGUAAAUGAAAAACUGACAGUGGAGUCGGCAAACGACAUUUGGCAGAACACGACCAAUGAAGUGGUAGAAGAAGCUGCGGACAUAUUAUCUCAGGGAAGUUCCGUGCUUCAAAGCUGGCUCCAGGACGAAAGUCUGAUCAACACUUGGAUCGACAUAAUUCGCUCAACAUCUGACAUGACACCUCAAUCAUUUCUGAAAGGUUUAGCGUUCACGGACAUCGCGUCUCGCUAUGCGGACGAGUUUGGAUCAGGCCGUCUUCUGUCGUCCUUUGACACCGAGAUAAAUGAGAUGCACAAGGCCCCAGAGGUCAUUCGCUCAGCAAGCCUGUUAUCUGCUUGUCGCGACAAGAUUUCUAGCACGCAGCAGGGCCGCAAACUCGUCAACGAGCUGAUUGCUACUGGUACGGGUCUACGAUCCCCCGAGUCCAGCACAGGCUUGCGUUCUCUAGUCCUCCUCGACUUACUGCUUGAUGGCAGUUCAGAUGCGUUGAGUGAAGUUCCCAGCCAGCGUCUUGUCUUCUUUGUCCAAACUCUAUCCCACCUGAUCACCGAAACAUCGGACGAACUAGGGUAUCAAACGCAGGCAAUGAGAUUACUUGACCCGAUGCUGUCGGCUGCCCGUGACAUUUACGGAGCCCAUUGGGAGCGCAUCAUUCAGUGCAUUGCUGCAAUGUGGCAUGAUGGAAACGACUUGACCGACAACGUCCCUCUCCUACAUGCAUCUCUCCGACUUUACAGCCGUCUGCGAUCACUGGUAGCGUCUGAUGAUUGCAAUGAUGACUUGAGCGAUGCGUGGAAAGCCGCGGAGGCGUCUCUUGAGGAUGGCCUUGUACACUGCCUUGAUUUAUUCAAGGAGGAAAAAGAGGAGACCAACCAACCGUUACGGAUUACUGCCGAACUGCUACGGAGACAGCUUUCACAUAUUUCUCCUCGACACCACGCGGAUCUAUAUCCCUUCCUGUCGUUCACAGAGCCUGCAAUCCGAGGCGCCGCUUACGACCUCUUGCAUCGAUCAAUCCCAGCAGAACAAGAGCAACGUUCUUUAGACCUGACUCUGGAACAGAAAGCCAGCCAUAUCUCGAACAACUUGCUUUCCUUACUCUCGAAUGCUCCGGGGCAAUUGGAGAUCGGGCCUGGCCCACUGCGACAUACCUAUCUGCUUUGCUGGCACUUAGUCUUUGAUCAUUUCACAAAAGCAUCCUACAAGCUCCGGGAGGUGUACACUUCAGACAUUCAAGAGGCGCAUGUGCUUCCCCAGCUCCUAGAAGUUGUGUGCGAAAUGUGUCGCAUCACAGGUCGACCCUUGGACGGAUCCAAGGUCGACUUUGAAACCUUUGAGCUUGGUACCGAUGACAUGGGGGAGAAAGAGGAGCAAAGACUGGUCAUGCACCUGUACUACUGUUGCUUACUCUACCUUCCCAGUCUCACCAGAGGUUGGUUUCUGGAGCAGAAAAACAGAGUGAAACUACCUCUCGAAAGCUGGACCCAAAAGUACUUUUCGCCGUCUUUGAUCGCGGCUGCAAUUCGCACGGUCACGGAAUGGGUGGCCAAUCAACCACAAGAGGACAACGAUGCUUCGAUAAGUGUCAAAGCAUCCUUGGGAGGCUCGGAAAUUGUGGCCUCCAUCGCAAUCGACCCCGAAUCUCCGCCUAUUUCUUUGGCGGUUUCUCUACCAGCCACAUAUCCUCUUGACUCGCCUACAGUAUCCUCACGUACCCGAGUUGGAGUGUCGGAAAAGAACUGGCAAUCGUGGCUGAGGACAUUUCAAAUCAUCAUCUUCAGCACGGGAAGCAUUAUCGAAGGCCUUGUGGCAUUCCGACGCAACGUGCAGGGCGCUCUCAAAGGACAGAGUGAACAUGCAAACGCCGAACAAGAGGUGUGGGACGUGCCGCAACACUUUCCAUGGGACAUGCCUUUUCAGAUGGUUCAAAAGCUCCAACAGUUCGAGCUGCCCACUUUGCCGCAACAAUUUCAAUUACGCUUAAAGGAUUUGAAGACUGGGUUUACUGGAUUUGGCGAUGCUGUUGUCAUGACUGGUGCUAUGUGGCAACGCUGCAAGGUUUCUUAG
This is a messenger RNA of Exophiala dermatitidis NIH/UT8656, 4839 nucleotides long. RefSeq lists its product as uncharacterized. The transcript has 3 exons. Bases 1 to 4839 code for a protein of 1612 amino acids. The record is from RefSeq and is a predicted model, not a curated record. Gene Ontology annotation, cellular component: RQC complex; cytosol. Gene Ontology annotation, molecular function: ribosomal large subunit binding; ubiquitin protein ligase activity. NCBI's taxonomy places the organism in Eukaryota, Fungi, Ascomycota, Eurotiomycetes, Chaetothyriales, Herpotrichiellaceae. Gene Ontology annotation, biological process: rescue of stalled cytosolic ribosome; ribosome-associated ubiquitin-dependent protein catabolic process.